AUGUUGGAAAAGGGAGGAACUCGGCCCAAAGACAUUGGCAAAUUGGCCACUGCACCUUUAACCACACUAGCUGAAUAUUCUGAACUCAGCACUUGGCUGAACACAAUUGGGAGUGCAUGGAACCUCGUAUAUAAAAUAAAGGAGAGUAUUUCUGGUGAUAAAGCAAUUUGCGAUUAUUUCUAUUAUUGGUUGGGGCAUCUUCUAUUUGAGGAAUGUGGACUACACUCAAUCCCGGAGGCUAUGAAUAAAAUCUAUCAGCAAUUAAAGAUUCUCACUAGCGAAAGUAAUUGCAACAGUAAGGACAAUCAUAGUAGCAAGGACAUUUUUUAUGGGGAUAAAUUGAAAUUCGAAUUUGAGCAAGACUACAACCCCAAACAGGAACAACUACAGAAGUAUUAUGAGUUCUGCAAUGAAGGGUAUAAAGGACUCCGAACAAAUUUUACUCCAACUUUUCCUGAAGUGGAUGUUGAAUGUAAAAGUGAUAAUGAACAUGCAUACUGUACCAAGUUCAAAGGCAAAUAUGAAACAUACUGCCAAGGGGAAGGAUCAUCCGAAGUAGAAGAGGGGUGCAAAAUAGUCAAUGGAGUGGGAUCUCCUGCAACAGGAGCCGAAACUGAAACAUUAGCCGUGUCCGAUGGUCAAAGUUCCCCUGGAAGCACUGUUGCUGUUGUGUUUGGUGCAUUAGCUACAUACACUUCUUUAUUCUCUGGAAUAAAGAACUCCUUUGGAAGCAGCAGCAAUAGAAGAAAAAGAAAAAGAAAAAGAAGAACAACAGUUGAAAGCGACUUUGAUACAAUAACAGAAGACACCUUAACAGAAUACUCCACAGAAGCGUCUACAGUUGGUUCUAUGGAAGAAUAUACCGUAUAUGAUGGUAGAUCACCAUCUGGAAGAAGAGGAAGAACAAAUAAUGGAAGAAGAGAAGGAAACAGGAACAAUAUUAGCUAUCAACGUAUUUGA
Molecule: messenger RNA, 960 nt
Organism: Plasmodium coatneyi
Lineage: Eukaryota; Apicomplexa; Aconoidasida; Haemosporida; Plasmodiidae
Exons: 2
Coding region: 1-960 (319 amino acids)
Source: RefSeq, a predicted model, not a curated record